Molecule: messenger RNA, 2702 nt
Organism: Nematostella vectensis (starlet sea anemone)
Lineage: Eukaryota; Metazoa; Cnidaria; Anthozoa; Actiniaria; Edwardsiidae
Product: 60 kDa lysophospholipase
Exons: 13
Coding region: 153-2357 (734 amino acids)
Molecular function (GO): asparaginase activity; protein binding
Source: RefSeq, a predicted model, not a curated record
UGAAGCCGCUGACCACCUGCUUCAAGGUUUACUCUUCCCACGCGCUCUGCAGAAAACCGCCAAAGAACAUAUUUCUAAUUAAUGAUUUUCUAUAGAAUAACAGCCAAAAUAAUACGCAUACGUACAAUGAGUGUGAAACAUAACCUUCAUUAAUGGCAUCCGUUGAAGCGGGUGAAACUUCACUCGAGAAAACUCGGUCAUCCGCAAGCGAGCAAGAAAGCCCGCCGGAAGAUGGAGAAAACAGCGACGAAUUUGCAAAUGACGCGGGGAGUUCUUCUGCAAAACAACACCCGACGAGUCCGUCUUCUGCCAGUCCUAGAAGUAGUCCGACCCGAAAAGCGGGCCUGAGGAGAUCGGUUGAAAUAUUCAGUGAUUCAGAUAGCACAGAUGCGUCCCAUGAAAUUGGUUCCCCAAGGCAACACACGACGACGGUGAAAAGACAAUUCUCUAGAAGGUUUAUGCGUCUUUGGUCUUCUAGUUUUUCCGAUAGCCAUCUAUCUCGAGGAAGGACAGGGACUAUUCUGACCAAGGACCCCGUGACGGGGGAAAGUGUGCGGAAAUCCAAGGUGUUGUUACUGUAUGCAGGAGGUGCUAUGGGGUGGAAGAUCAGCAGAGCAGGCUAUGAUGUUGAGAAAGACCUUGUUCUGAAUGAGAUGAAGAAGCUGCCAAUGAUGUAUGAUGAUGAUUAUGUUGAUAAUAUUGAUGAGAACCUUCUAGAUGACCUUCCAGAAGAGGAAGUGGCCAAUGAUCAGCUAGUCAUGCCGGUGUCGAGGUAUGGGGUGCGGGUGUUUGUUGAUGUUCUGGAGAUGGUUAAAGAAGAUCUUGUGAAGCACUCACAAGACAUGGACAUGAAGGGCUGGAUUGCCAUCGCAAACAUUAUUAAAGAGAAAUAUGAGAAAUACUCUGGCUUUGUGAUUCUUCAUGGCACUGACACCCUGCCCUACACUGCAUCUGCUCUAUCUUUUAUGUUUGAGAAUCUUGGAAAGUCAGUGAUAUUUACCGGAUCGCAGAGUCCCAUCAAUGAACAUCUGAAUGAUGGUAGAGACAAUCUGUUUGGUGCACUAAUGAUAGCAGGUCAUCAUGUUAUUCCUGAGGUGACAGUGUAUUUCCACGGCAAGUUGUACAGGGGAAACCGAUGCCUCAAGGUUGACUCUAGGAGCUUUGGUGCAUUUGACUCACCAAACUUUUCCGAGCUGGCCAAAGUGGAGUCUGGAAUUGAAGUUGAAUGGGAUGAGGUGUUCAGGUGUAAUGUCAGUGGAAAGUUUACUGUUCGCACAAACCUGGUGCCACAUGUUGGAGUCUUGAGAAUCUUUCCUGGUAUCACAACAGCCACUGUUAGGGCGUUCCUACAGCCUCCUAUAAGGGGUAUAGUGCUGGAGACGUACGGCAGUGGUAAUGGACCCGACUCCAGAAAGGACCUUCUUCAAGAGCUGAUGGAAGCAUCUAAACGUGGUGUUCUGAUAGUGAACUGUACGCAGUGUCUGCAUGGACAAGUGGUAGACUCCUACGCCACGGGCAAGGCCCUUUUGGAUGCAGGUGUCAUUCCAGGGUCUGACAUGACGACGGAGGCUGCCCUUGCCAAACUGUCGUAUGUCCUGGGUCUAGAUUUGCCUGUCAGAAAACAACAGCAGCUCAUGCGAUCUAAUCUGCGUGGAGAGCUGACAGAGUACCACACUAAAGGAUCCGAGCAGUUCUCCCUGCGAGAAAACGAGCUCAUUGGUCUAGUGGCUGCAAAACUCAACGUUGGGUCUUGUGAGGAAGUUCGGUACAUCAAGCAGGCUCUCUACCCCGUCCUAAUGUGUACAGCAGCAGCUGAAGGAGACGUGUCUGCCAUUAGGGAUCUCUGCAAGCAGCCUGGAGGAAACCCAAACUGUGCCACAGAUCACGAUGGACGCACACCGCUCCACAUAGCUUGCCUUGAGGGCCAGGAGGAAGUUGUGAAAUACCUACUCUACCGAGGGGCUUCUAUACAUGUCCAGGAUAUUUACGGGCAAAGACCCAUUGAUGACGCGAUAGGGGGUCGCCAUGACGACAUCAUACGCCUCCUUGUCGAGGCCGGCGCACACCUGGGCCCCACCACAAUGGACAUAGCGCGGGAACUCUGCUCCUUAGUGGCCGAGCCUGGCUGUGUGCCACGUCUUAGGGCCUGGUACCUAGCAGGCGCGGACUUCAAUGUCGGAGAUUACGAUAAACGGACACCGCUGCACGUGGCUGUGUGUCGCGGUAAUGUGGAUGCCGUGCGAUUCCUGUUAUCUUGCGGUGCAAACAAGAACAAUAAGGACAUGCACGGACAGACACCGCUAGACAAUGCCUACGUGCUGGAGAAUAAGGAAAUAUUGGAAUUACUGACCUCAUGAGGUGGAGAUAUUGGAUUUUUUGACCUCAUGACUGGGGAAAUUGUAUUUAAUGACCUCAUGACUUGGAGAUAUUGGAUUUAUUGACCUCAUGAGUUGGAGAUAUUGGAUUUAUUGACCUCAUGACUUGGGAAAUUGUAUUUAUUGACCUCAUGACUUGGGAUAUUGGAUUUAUUGACAUCAUGACUUGGAGAUAUUGGAUUUAUUGACCUAAUGACUUGGAGAUAUUGGAUUUAUUGACCUCAUGACAUGGGCAUAUUGGAUUUAUUAACCUCAUGACUGGAUGCGCCGUUUUAUGUAAUAUCUAGAGAUUUUAGAUUUAUUAUGGUCAUGAUUUGGGUUUAGGUA